Messenger RNA from Salvia splendens (bonfire salvia), 1460 nucleotides. Its product is annotated as protein trichome birefringence-like 13. Gene Ontology annotation, molecular function: O-acetyltransferase activity. The record is from RefSeq and is a predicted model, not a curated record. Lineage: Eukaryota; Viridiplantae; Streptophyta; Magnoliopsida; Lamiales; Lamiaceae. The transcript has 6 exons. Gene Ontology annotation, cellular component: Golgi apparatus. Bases 126 to 1367 code for a protein of 413 amino acids.
CGAAUACAGUAGUAAGUCAAAUUUUGCGUGUCGGUCGUGAUUUAUCUAAGAUCCAAUAGCGAGAGUAGCGCCCGCGGUGUGCUAAUGUGCGCCCGGCGUAGCGGUCGCGCUAGAUAGCAUUGGCCAUGGCCACUAGAGCACCGCAUCACGGCUCCAAGAAACCCGCUCUUUCCAAUUCUUCACUCGCACCCCGCGCCCUUAUCACUCUCCUCUGCGCCGUCACUCUCUACUUCUUCUUCUCUCUCUUCCGGAAGGAUGCUCCGCCGCCGUCGUUUUUCUACCCACUGGUGCCUGCCACGGCAAACGGUACCUGCAACUACUCGGACGGACGCUGGAUCUAUGAUCCAUCAAUCAGAUCUCCGCCGCGCUAUGACCACACGUGCAAGGAGAUAUUCGAAGGAUGGAAUUGCAUCGCAGGUAACAAAUCGAACGCACUCGAUAUUAUCAAGUGGCGGUGGAAACCCCACGGCUGCGAUCUGCCGCCGUUUGAUCCACGGAGGUUCCUUGAGCAAUUUCGAGACACCAGCAUUGGAUUUGUUGGGGACUCCUUGAAUAGGAACAUGUUUGUUUCUCUUUUUUGUGCUUUGAGAAAAGUUUCUGCUGGGGUGAAAAAGUGGCGUCCUGCAGGAGCUGAUCGCGGUUUUACUUUCCUUAAGUACAACCUAACUAUUGCAUAUCAUCGAACGAAUCUUCUGGCUCGUUAUGGUAGGUGGUCAGGUGGUACCAGUGGUAUACUGGAGUCAUUUGGUUAUAAGGAUGGGUAUAGAAUUGAUGUUGAUAUACCAGAUGGGACUUGGGUUGCUGCUCCACAUUUCCACGACAUACUCAUUUUCAAUACGGGACACUGGUGGUGGGCUCCUUCAAAGUUUGAUCCAUUGAAAACACCUAUGCUCUUCUUUGAGAAGGGUGUACCUGUGACUCCUCCACUUCCACCAGAUGCUGGGCUUGAUAUGGUGUUACGAUACAUGGUAUCUUUUGUGGAAAAGAAUGCACGGAAAAAUGCUGUUCUAUUCUUUCGAACACAAUCACCAAGGCAUUUUGAAGGAGGCGAUUGGGACCAAGGUGGCUCAUGUCCUCGCUUACAGCCGUUAGCACCAAAAGAGGUUGAACAACUUUUCUCUAUUGAGAGCAACGGAACAAAUGUGGAAACACGACUUGUGAAUGGUCAUCUAUACAAAGCGCUUAAUGGUUCGAAAUUCCGAAUAUUAGACAUAACCCGGAUGAGUGAGUUCCGAGCUGAUGCCCAUCCAUCUGCGGCCGGUGGGAAAAGACAUGACGAUUGCAUGCACUGGUGCUUACCAGGAGUUACCGAUACAUGGAAUGACUUGUUCAUAGCACAUUUAAGCUGCAUUAAAGGUAGGCACUGAUCAAUUCGAAAUGCAUUCGAUACAAUCCUAUUUAUUUAACAUUGUAGGAGUAGUUUUUUUAUGAAAUUUGGUUCGACCGUUGCUGUGACUUAA